Molecule: messenger RNA, 482 nt
Organism: Geodia barretti
Lineage: Eukaryota; Metazoa; Porifera; Demospongiae; Tetractinellida; Geodiidae
Source: the annotation of a GenBank genome assembly
AACACACGCGAUCUCAUAGCAUGGCGAAGGGAAAGAGUCGAAAAGCAGCAAAGAGAGAGGAUGGAAGCAGGGAGGAAGAGGGGGAGAUGAAGGAGAGGAGUAAGGAGAGAAUAGGGAAUGAGGGAAAAGAAUAUGAUGAUGGAGGUAGUAAGCCACAACCACCAGUUGCUAGGAAACAGCAGAGGUCUACGAGGAAUGUUAGAGGAAGAGGGAGAGAGGGAGGGGGACGAGGAAGAAUGCCAGUGCAUUACGUCGUCUUGCCAGCUCUGCUGUUUGGGGGUGUGGCUAUUGUCGUGUAUUUUGGAGAGAUGUGGUGGGCGGGGCCUGGAGUCAACAAGCCCCUCCCACUUCCUCGUGCAGUAUCGGAGACAUGGCGUAACGACAGUGUCUAUCUGACUAGACUCUGGGGCACAUACAGGUCAACGUGUAUUUGGGAUCAGGCCCCGCGUCCCACGCUCCCUGCUGGCAGGAUGAUUGGAUAG